Messenger RNA from Dermacentor albipictus, 672 nucleotides. RefSeq lists its product as uncharacterized. Lineage: Eukaryota; Metazoa; Arthropoda; Arachnida; Ixodida; Ixodidae. The record is from RefSeq and is a predicted model, not a curated record.
UAUCUCUCAGCGCCCUAUAAAAAACAGGCAGAGUCGCUGGCGCUACCGGGAUCAACUGAGACGCCGACACUCUAGGGACUUUCUCGGACAGGGCAGGCGAAAUGAAGGGAGCCGUGGUUACUUUUCUCGCACUUUACGUCGUUGCAGUAACCUGCUCGGCACACGUACUGUCCCAGGAAACGAAGAAAGCCGAGGAAGGUGGUCUGAAGGUGAACUUGGGAAAGGAAGUCACACUUGUGGGGGAGAUCCUGGUCGAGACAGCUGAAACGCUCGCCAAGGACGACUUGAAACAGGAUGACGAGUACUUCCUACGAGAUCUGUGGGAAAAGGCGAAGGAUACAUUGAAGAAUGCUGGUAGAAAGAUCCACGAAGUCACAAAGACUGCUGUAGGGGACAUGAAGACAGCCAUGGAACAGGCCACUAGCAGGAUAAGGGAGAAGGCGAUUGAGAAAGCUAUGGGAAUUCUGGCAAAGGUUAUGGGCAAUGCAAUGGAGUCGUACGCUGCUGAAGAUUCUGGCGCGGCGACCCAAUUCCGAAAUGACUUGGUUCACAGGCUUAAGCGCACUGGCGAGAAGUUCAUUGCCGCGGGCAAGAAGCUUUCAGGCCACUAAUGCGGUGAAAUUAGAGGCAAUUAAAACGUGAAAAUUUAAUAAAGUAUUAUUCACAUUGCAA